Messenger RNA from Baudoinia panamericana UAMH 10762, 2265 nucleotides. RefSeq lists its product as uncharacterized. The transcript has 2 exons. The coding region runs from base 172 to 2100 and encodes 642 amino acids. The record is from RefSeq and is a predicted model, not a curated record. Lineage: Eukaryota; Fungi; Ascomycota; Dothideomycetes; Mycosphaerellales; Teratosphaeriaceae.
AGCCUGGUAUGAUCUUCGCACAUGGAGUGCUUGUCUUAACCGGCCCAUGGUCGCCAUAGUAAUCUCAUUCAUCCAGUCAUCAGUGUUCCAUCUCGGGAGGAAACACUCCCUCCAAGCACAUCUUCGCCAUUAUCACACUCAAUCCCAAAGCAGCCGUUGCUUACCCUCAACAUGUCCACUUUCGUUCCAAACCCCCGUAAGCAUUUCGACGGCUCCCUCCAUAAAAAGAGAUGUGGUCGUCCCAUCUCGUUCAUCCCACCUUCAUAUCCAACCAAGUCCAAACACACCCAUAAAGCAACAACCUUACACCACACCAGCUUUCCUUCACUCCAUCAAACUCACGCCAGAGCAACAUCCUACCCUGCCAUCUCUUUACACAUCCAACCUCACCACCACCAAACAACAAUGUCCUCCCAACUCACCUCCUCCACUAGCCUCACCCAGCUGGACACCCAUCUCUCCUCCCUCCGCGCCCGCAAAGCGCCUUCUAACGACUUCCAAGCCGCCUACAACGGCCAAUCUCCCGCCUCCUCAUCGGCCUUUGGACGUCGUUUCGAGCAGUUGCAGACGGAAGUCGAGAGCUUCCAGGGCGGGGAGCGGAGCGUUUCGCAGCUUUAUGCCGCCGGGAAGGAUGGGAUGGAAGCGCUGAAGGCGCUUUCCCGACGCCAACAGCAGGUGCUCAAGCCGCUGUCGGGGGCAGAACUUGCGCGGGUUGCCGGUGAUGGUGAUGGUGAUGGAAAGGCAAUCCAUCCCAGCAACGAUGAUUCGGGAAAUACGUUCCUGAACGACCUCCUCACCCCCACCGCCCCGGACCGACUCCUCGUCCUCCCGGCCGAAGCCCUCUCGACCCCGCGCUUCCGGACCUGCGCAAAGCGAGGCUGGGCCGGGACGUACAAGCCCUUGCCCUCAGAUAACGAGAAAGUCUUCGGCUAUGACCGCUUGCCCACACUCCCUCGCUCUUUGGGUCCCGCUCCAGGGUACGAUGAAACUGAGAUGAAGAUGCCGGCUGAAGUGGACAGUCUCGAGACGUUUGAGCCACUGUGGGCGCCAGCACCCGUGUUUGAGAGUCGGUUGGCGGUGGCGCAUGUGCAGCAUCUCGCAGAGUAUGCGCGGCUCUGCGGUAGCGAGGGGAGUUAUGAGGGAUUUUUCGCGGAGAAUGGUGGUGGGAAUGGGACGGUGGUGGACUGGAGGCACAGGCAGAUGAUGGCGCGGAUGCCUGGGAGUGUUAUCGCAAGGUUGAGGAGACGGCACGCCGACGUGCAAUCGCAGGGCAUAAUUCAGGAGGCUGUCGACGUUUCCACCGCCACAGAGCAGGAUGAAGCUGCUGUGUGGGCGACCUUCUUCGAGAAGGUCGACACGCAACAUCAGGAAGCCGGCCGACCCGGCAAGCUAAAGGAAUGGCACACCCUCGACGGCAAACCGGCGACGGACCUCGACCACCUGGUCGAGCACCUCGACUUCGACGGCCCGGAUCCUCCCGCCCCUCUUCUCGAUCCCCUUGCUGCUGGCUUGAGGAAAGAAGCCGAUGCGCUCGAGACGCGCGCGUGGCUCGUUGAGGAGGCGGGGAAGCGGGGGUACUCGGCCACGAAGGCGGGGAAAAUCUGCGACGACAUAAUGAAGAUGUCCGAGGUGACCGCGUACGCCGAUAACUGCCGGAGGUGGCUGGAAAUCGGCAAGCGGUCUUGGCAGACGGGGAGGUACGCCAAGUCCGGUCAGAAGGCGAAGGGGAAGGCGGCGCUGUCCCCGCGCGGUUGUCGUGGCGGAAAGACGGCCAUGCCUGCCUCAGCAGCUUUGGAGGGAUGCGAUGAUGGUGGCAAGGCUGGCACUGGCAGGAUGGAAGAGGCGCCAUUCCAAAAUGGUUGGCACGGUGCUGAGCUACCCUUGGCCACCACGACCACUACUCGCCGGUGCGGUGCCGUUGGGACGGCUGUAUGCCCGGUCGAGCGGCCAAAGAGGGUCUGCAGCAAGCCCCAGAAGCUUACGGAGGCUGAGGUUGCCAUCGCUGCUACAACAACGCAGCUUCGUAGCAAUGGCUGCGGGAAGCGGAAGCGGUCGGGAGAUGAGGAGGAUGGGCGCGUCUCCAAGAGAAUGCAGGCGUAAAGGGCGUCAUAUGGGCGAUGGUUAGCUGCGCCGGCGGUCACGGGGUUGGGAUGCUUGCUUCGACUCUUGCGUGGUUUUGAACUGCUAUCAACAUUAAACGCUGCGUUCUGCUGUUUGCUCAAAGGGUAUAAUAACGGUCUCCGAAGUCUCCCAGACCGGGUACGA